Messenger RNA from Saccharomyces cerevisiae S288C, 3201 nucleotides. It is a transcript of the gene TAF1, whose product is annotated as histone acetyltransferase. Gene Ontology annotation, molecular function: RNA polymerase II general transcription initiation factor activity; TBP-class protein binding; histone acetyltransferase activity. Gene Ontology annotation, cellular component: nucleus; transcription factor TFIID complex. Gene Ontology annotation, biological process: chromatin remodeling; transcription by RNA polymerase II. The record is from RefSeq and is marked reviewed. NCBI's taxonomy places the organism in Eukaryota, Fungi, Ascomycota, Saccharomycetes, Saccharomycetales, Saccharomycetaceae. The transcript has a single exon. Bases 1 to 3201 code for a protein of 1066 amino acids.
AUGGUAAAGCAGCAGGGAUCCGGCAAGACCAACUUGGCCAACGAAGAUGAAGCAUAUGAAGCUAUUUUUGGCGGAGAGUUUGGCUCUUUAGAAAUCGGGUCAUACAUUGGCGGGGAUGAAGGUGCCAAUUCAAAGGACUAUACGGAGCAUUUGCCGGAUGCUGUAGAUUUUGAAGAUGAAGAUGAACUUGCUGAUGACGAUGACGAUUUGCCAGAAGAAUCUGAUGCUAAUUUGCAUCCAGCUAUGAUGACUAUGGGCGCGUAUGAUGAUGUAAACGAGAACGGUGCCGUACUCGGUAUCGACUCAAAUAGUUUGAAUAUGCAACUGCCUGAAAUUAAUGGUGAUUUGUCUCAACAGUUUAUUUUGGAGGAUGAUGGGGGUACUCCCGCAACUAGCAAUGCUUUGUUUAUGGGAAUGGAUGCAAAUGAAAUUCAUCUCGCCACUGAAACUGGAGUUCUUGAUGGUAGUGGCGCAAAUGAAAUUGGGCAUUCUCAACUUUCCAUUGGUGGCGUUAAUGGAAAUGAUAUGUCGAUAAAUGGUGGAUUUAUCAUGGAACCAGAUAUGUCAGAUGGCAAGCAUAAGAAAGCCACCAAAUUAGACUUGAUAAACCAUGAGAAGUAUCUUCUAAAAAAAUACUUUCCUGAUUUUGAAAAGGGUAAAAUUUUAAAAUGGAACAAGCUGAUUUAUAGAAGAUCUGUUCCUUAUCAUUGGCACAGUGAAAUAUCUAGGGUAAAGAAACCGUUUAUGCCUUUAAAUUUGAAAUUCAAGGUUCAACAGGAUGAUAAGAGGCUAUUCAACUCAAGGACAAUAUCUUACGUCGCUCCGAUUUAUCAAGGGAAAAACAAUUUACUUCAAAGUAACUCUUCUGCAUCCCGAAGAGGUUUAAUUCAUGUUUCCAUUGAUGAACUUUUCCCUAUCAAAGAGCAACAAAAAAAAAGAAAGAUUAUUCAUGAUGAAAAGACCAUAUCGGAAGACUUGCUUAUUGCCACUGAUGAUUGGGACCAAGAAAAAAUCAUCAACCAAGGUACUUCAUCAACAGCAACCUUGGCGGAUUCGUCUAUGACACCCAACUUAAAGUUCUCCGGCGGUUAUAAAUUGAAGAGCUUGAUUGAGGAUGUUGCUGAAGAUUGGCAGUGGGAUGAAGACAUGAUCAUUGAUGCAAAAUUGAAAGAGUCUAAACAUGCUGAAUUAAAUAUGAAUGACGAAAAACUGUUGCUGAUGAUUGAGAAAACAAAUAAUUUAGCGCAGCAAAAGCAACAACUGGAUAGUAGUAACUUGAUAUUGCCCCUCAACGAAACUAUUUUGCAACAAAAAUUCAAUUUAUCUAAUGAUGAUAAAUAUCAAAUCUUGAAAAAAACCCAUCAAACAAAAGUUCGUUCUACCAUCUCGAACUUAAAUAUUCAGCAUUCUCAACCUGCGAUUAAUUUACAAUCUCCAUUUUACAAAGUGGCUGUUCCUAGAUACCAGUUGAGGCAUUUCCACCGUGAAAACUUUGGUUCGCACAUCAGACCAGGUACUAAAAUUGUCUUCAGUAAGUUAAAAGCGCGUAAAAGGAAAAGAGAUAAAGGUAAAGAUGUCAAAGAAUCAUUUUCUACAUCUCAAGAUCUAACCAUCGGGGAUACUGCUCCUGUUUAUUUAAUGGAAUAUUCUGAACAAACACCGGUAGCUUUGUCUAAAUUUGGUAUGGCCAAUAAAUUAAUUAAUUAUUAUCGGAAAGCCAAUGAACAAGAUACUCUAAGGCCCAAAUUGCCUGUUGGCGAAACUCACGUUUUGGGAGUUCAAGACAAAUCACCAUUUUGGAACUUUGGAUUUGUUGAACCUGGUCAUAUCGUCCCCACAUUAUACAAUAACAUGAUUAGAGCACCCGUUUUCAAACAUGAUAUAUCAGGAACAGAUUUUCUUCUGACAAAAAGUUCCGGAUUUGGUAUAAGCAAUCGAUUUUACUUACGUAAUAUUAACCAUCUUUUUACGGUUGGACAAACUUUUCCUGUCGAGGAGAUUCCCGGACCUAAUUCAAGAAAGGUGACAUCAAUGAAAGCUACAAGACUGAAAAUGAUUAUUUAUAGAAUUCUAAACCAUAAUCACAGCAAGGCAAUUUCUAUUGAUCCCAUUGCAAAGCACUUUCCCGACCAAGAUUAUGGACAAAACAGACAAAAAGUGAAGGAGUUCAUGAAAUAUCAAAGAGAUGGUCCUGAAAAAGGUCUGUGGAGGCUUAAAGAUGAUGAAAAAUUGUUAGACAAUGAAGCAGUGAAAAGUUUAAUUACGCCAGAGCAGAUCAGCCAAGUUGAAUCAAUGAGUCAGGGCUUACAAUUCCAAGAAGAUAAUGAAGCAUAUAAUUUUGAUUCUAAGCUAAAAUCUCUAGAAGAAAACUUGUUACCAUGGAACAUUACAAAAAAUUUUAUUAAUUCAACACAAAUGCGAGCUAUGAUACAAAUACAUGGUGUUGGUGACCCAACGGGCUGUGGUGAAGGUUUUUCUUUCUUGAAAACUUCAAUGAAAGGUGGUUUUGUUAAGUCUGGUUCUCCUUCCAGUAAUAACAAUAGUUCAAACAAAAAAGGCACUAACACGCAUAGCUACAAUGUGGCUCAACAGCAAAAAGCUUACGACGAAGAAAUUGCGAAGACCUGGUAUACACAUACAAAAUCGUUGAGCAUAAGCAAUCCUUUUGAGGAAAUGACCAAUCCUGAUGAGAUUAAUCAGACCAACAAGCAUGUUAAGACGGAUAGAGAUGAUAAGAAAAUUCUGAAGAUUGUUAGAAAGAAAAGAGAUGAAAAUGGUAUAAUUCAAAGGCAGACAAUUUUCAUAAGAGAUCCUAGGGUCAUUCAAGGAUAUAUAAAAAUCAAAGAACAGGAUAAAGAAGAUGUUAACAAAUUGUUAGAGGAGGACACUUCAAAGAUAAAUAACUUGGAAGAACUUGAGAAACAGAAAAAACUGUUGCAACUAGAAUUAGCUAAUUUGGAAAAAUCACAGCAACGUAGAGCAGCAAGGCAAAAUUCGAAGAGAAAUGGUGGUGCCACGAGAACAGAAAACUCUGUGGAUAAUGGUAGCGACCUUGCCGGUGUAACUGACGGGAAAGCAGCCAGGAAUAAAGGUAAGAACACUACAAGGAGAUGUGCUACAUGCGGACAAAUCGGGCACAUUAGAACAAAUAAAUCUUGUCCAAUGUAUAGCAGUAAAGAUAACCCUGCUUCACCAAAGUAG